Molecule: messenger RNA, 1017 nt
Organism: Vanrija pseudolonga
Lineage: Eukaryota; Fungi; Basidiomycota; Tremellomycetes; Trichosporonales; Trichosporonaceae
Exons: 1
Coding region: 1-1017 (338 amino acids)
Source: RefSeq, a predicted model, not a curated record
AUGAGCGAGCUGUCCACCACCUCCGUUUCGAUGGUCACAGCGCCCAGUGACGCCAGCACGGUGCCCGACCUAGCAGCGCUGGCACGCGACCUCGCGCGCUCGCGGCGCAGGCAGCGUGCGCACGUCGCGGACAUUCUCGCGUCCCGGCACAACCAGGAGGUGACGCUCGAGGCCAUCCUCCGCCUCGAGAAGGUCAAGGAGGAGAGCUUUAACGCCCUUCGGCAGGCGCAGGCAGAGCACCACGUCCAGCUGCGUGCCUUUAUCGACAGUAUCGAGGCGACCUACGGCCGCACGCCGGGGAGCGGAGGGCCAGUCCCGCCCCCAACUACACCUGCACCUCUGGACGCGACAGCACCGCCAGCUCCCCCUGGGUUCCCCACUCCGCCCCCUCGCCGCGCCACCGAGAGCCUUCUCGGCCUCGGCGUGGACGACGAAAACGCCGGGCUCGAGAUCGCCCAGAGCGAAUCAGACUCCUCGACCGAGACGGGGGGUGUCGAGCCGGGCGAGCUGAUGGCCGACCACACGGUACCCCCUAGCGACAGCACACCGUUUAGCAAUGUCGCACAAGUCGGUCGCCACCGCCCCUACUUUGUCCUCAAUCCGUCACCCGAAUCCACCCCGAGGCCGCCGGCACCCUCGCUCCCCCGCUCACCACUCGAGCUGUCCCCUGCGCCUACCAUCACGGUUGCUCGCCCGACCCGAGUGGUUCUGGACGAUACCGACGGUCUUACCGAUAACACCUACGCGACAGCGACCGAGCCGGGAUACCACGUCGACACCCGCACGACGAGGCACCACCGCCAUGCCCCCGGGGCCAACACUUCGGCCCAGCCCCAGCCCCAAGUCCCCUACUGCUGCGACUGGAACUGGUACGACGUGUGCUACCGUGGCACCUUCUGCCCCCGUGGUGCAUGGCACGCAUGCUGGAACUGCCACCCCGCCGGCGAGCCGGCCCAGCACCAGGCGAGGGAUUGCCGUAAGGUCUUGGCCCCGGGGUCGUUCCGCUGGGUCGAGUGA